Molecule: messenger RNA, 3003 nt
Organism: Cimex lectularius (bed bug)
Lineage: Eukaryota; Metazoa; Arthropoda; Insecta; Hemiptera; Cimicidae
Gene: Snx27
Product: sorting nexin-27
Exons: 10
Coding region: 218-1750 (510 amino acids)
Biological process (GO): intracellular protein transport; signal transduction
Cellular component (GO): early endosome
Molecular function (GO): protein binding; phosphatidylinositol-3-phosphate binding
Source: RefSeq, a predicted model, not a curated record
ACUUUUUUAUCAGACACUACCCCGGAUCGUCAGCCCCACCACAUUUGCAGUUCCUGCUAAAUCGUAUCCCAGUUGACAUCUACAUCUUUGGGAGAAUCUCGAAGGUGAUUCCGCGUUUGAAUUCUAUCUGGCCGGGUUCGCUGAAAGGCCCGUCGCGGAUGAUUCGCUGACCGGGUCGGAUUCUCUGUGACCAGAGGGUUGAUUGUCCUCUAGAGCGAUGACCGACGUCGAAGGAGGCCCGAGGACCAACGAGCACUUCGGAGGCGUCCGGAGCUCACAGGCCGGGCCGAGGGUGGUGCAGAUCUACAAGACGGAGACCGGAUUCGGCUUCAACGUCAGGGGCCAAGUGAGCGAAGGCGGACAGCUCAGGAGCAUCAACGGAGAGCUCUACGCCCCCUUGCAACACGUAAGCGCCGUUCUUGAAGGAGGAGCAGCCGAGAAAGCAGGAAUCAGGAAAGGAGACAGGAUAUUGGAAGUAAAUAACGUCAAUGUUGAAGGGGCGACUCAUAAACAGGUGGUAGAUCUGAUUAAAUCUGGUGGAGAUGUUUUGUCAUUAACUGUUAUUUCUGUUACUCCACAGGAAGCCGAAAGACUGGAACCAAGUGAAGACCAAACUAGUUAUAAUUAUAUUGAUUAUAGCGAAAAAAGGUCCUUACCUAUUUCUAUUCCUGACUAUCAUUACCUGGAGAGGGAUGGAGAAAAAUUUGCUGUCUUCAAUAUUUAUAUGGCUGGAAGGCAUUUGUGUUCGAGAAGGUAUAGGGAAUUUUCCAAUCUACACAAUACUCUAAAAAAAGAAUUUGUCGGCUUCAGUUUCCCUAAACUUCCAGGAAAGUGGCCAUUUGCUUUAAGUGGUCAGCAAGUAGACCAAAGAAGAAGGGGUCUUGAAUUAUAUUUAGAAAAAGUCUGUGCUGUCAGGGUAAUAGCUGAAAGUGAUAUUAUGCAUAAAUUUCUAACUGAUACUGAGGACCAGCAGGGAAACAUUUCUCCGGUGGACUUAAAAAUAUUGUUGCCUGACCGAGAGAUUUUGACUGUGACUGUUAAAAAGAAUUCAACAGCUAACGAUGUUUACUAUACAGUUGUUGAUAGAAUACACAUAUCAAACAAUACCUCUAAGUAUUUUUACCUCUUUGAAAUUGUCGAGUAUAAUUUUGAAAGGAAGUUGCAACCCAACGAAUACCCACAUAGCAUUUACAUCCAGAAUUAUAGUACUGCAAGUUCAACUUGUUUGUGUGUGCGAAGAUGGCUUUUUUCACCUGCAACUGAAUUAACAUUGUCUAAUGAUGAUUUGGCAGUCUUUUACUUAUUUUGGUUGGCUGUUGAUGCAGUGGACAGGGGCCAUGUUCACCCCAGCGAUAGGCUGUACCAGCUGAAAGCUUUACAAGACGCUUCGAGAAAACACGAAUACUUGAACUUGGCGAGAGAAUUACCCGGAUAUGGAGAAGUUGUAUUCCCUCACUGUGGAUGUGACAGUAGGAAAGAAGGACAUGUCAUUGCAGCUAUUGGUUUCUCUUCUUUCAAACUUCAUGCCUGUAAAAAUGAUGGCACAAUUGAGGGCCAAGUUAUAGAGUUUCCAUGGCAAACAAUAAAACAAUGGGAAAUUGAUGAAGAGGGAAUGUCAUUUUCAUUCCAAUAUCAGAAAGGAGAGAAAAAUUUGCGAUGGGUUAAAAUUCUUACACCUUACUUCUCAUUUAUGUUUGAUUGCUUCGAAAGAAUACAGGAAGAAAGGAAAUGGGCAGAUACCGGUGAAUGAUAAUGCCAUAGUUAAUGUAAUAAAGGCCACUGUAAAUAUAAAAAAUAAUUAAACAUUCUCAUUUAUAUAAGAUUUCCGAUAAAUUGUAGUAUUGUUAAGAAGUAGGGAAAGGAACACGAAUACAAUUACAAUUAGUGUUGUUGUUAGCUAAAUAGCCAUUUGAGAAUGGCUAAAUUAUAAUGAGAAUUAAUUCUGACACUUUAAACAUUCCAUUCAAAUCACAAAAAUAAUUAGUAGUUGAUUGUUUCGAUUGUUCCCUGAGAUUCUAUUUAUUGUAUUGACGCUUUUAAACCUAGUUUGAAUACAGUAUUUUUAUAAGGUUCUUCCUAUGGCAGAUUAAACAGAGUUUCAGUCAUAAAGUUUAAAAAAGUUAAUUGACAUAUUUUUGUACUUAAAAAUUACAAAUAGUUCACAUUCCAAUUGAAAUUUAUUUUUCUGUUAAACUGAACCAGGAAAUUGAUAAUUCGUUUAGAAAUCAGUAGGAAAUUUUUGUUAAACUGAAACUUAAAUUAAAAGUACGUAGACCAAUUUAGAAUAUAUUUUGUUCUCUCUUGUCUAAUUGAUUAAAUAUAGUGGAAAUAGACAAUGUUCGAUGUUGUUUAGAAGUUAACGUAUAUUACAUUGUUAAAAGCAUUAUUGGAUAUUCAUAAUAUAAAAGAUAUGUUUAGGACUUCGGCUGUGUAUUUUUUAAAUUUAGUAAAUAUUAUUAUAUUAUUUAUUUUCUAUUGCAUUUUUAUGAUUUAAUAUAUUACAAAUAAUUUAAUAGUACAAUAUAUUUGAAGUUAUUAUAUACAACAUAUAUGGGUUAUUCUGUAUAAUGUGGUGCCGUCCAUUAUUUGUUGUAUUGUUAUAUAUGUCAACAUUCGCAUAUAUAUAAUUCUUAUUGGCAUCAUAUUAAUAGUGCUUUGCUCAUUAUGUAUAAAGUUAUAUAGUCGGUUUUUCUAUUCGAUUGCUUUAUUAUUAUAAUUUUUUUUCAAUUAAAAUAAUCAAUAUUAAUCUCUUAGAACCCACAAUAAUAUUUAACUAAAGCAAAUUUAUUGUACAUAGCAAAAUACAUUGAAUCAUCACUUUAUUGCUGUACAUGUAUGGAAAACAAAUUUUUAUUGGAAAAAAUUACUAUUUUGUUCGUAACAUUUCAGAUAUAAUUUUGUAAUAGAUUUGUGAAUAUAGUAGAACUGUCUAAUCGUGUCAAUGGUUUAAGCAAAAAGAUUUUAGAACAAGAAAUUUUUGAAUAUAUACACAUUUCCACUUUA